CGACUCCCAGCCUGCUCUGCGACGGCGGUGGAGACGGCAGUGACGACACCGCGCUCCCCGGAAGUGCCGGGAAAAAUGGAGCGGCUGGGCGGAAGCGUGCCCGGAAACAGGCCCCUGCGCCCCCCGGAGGGAGGCCGCCGGCAGGCACAGGAUAGGGGGGGCGCAGGCGCCGCCAUGGCCAAGCAGUACGACACGGUGGAGUGCCCCUAUUGCGAAGAGGUCUCCAAGUACGAGAAGCUCGCCAAGAUCGGGCAGGGUACCUUCGGGGAGGUAUUCAAAGCGAAACAUCGUCAGUCGGGCAAAAAAGUGGCGUUGAAAAAAGUGUUGAUGGAGAAUGAAAAAGAGGGGUUCCCUAUCACAGCACUGCGGGAGAUCAAAAUCCUCCAGCUGCUCAAGCAUGAAAAUGUAGUGAAUCUCAUUGAGAUCUGCAGGACAAAAGCCUCUCCAUACAACCGCUGCAAGGGCAGCAUCUACCUGGUCUUUGACUUCUGUGAACAUGAUCUGGCUGGCCUCCUCAGCAAUGCCCAUGUCAAGUUCACACUCUCAGAGAUCAAGAAGGUGAUGCAAAUGCUCCUGAAUGGGCUGUACUACAUCCACCGGAAUAAGAUCUUGCACAGGGACAUGAAAGCAGCCAACGUGCUCAUCACACGGGAUGGUGUUCUGAAACUGGCUGACUUUGGUUUGGCUCGGGCCUUCAGCCUGGCGAAGAACAGCCAGCCCAACCACUACACCAACCGGGUGGUGACUCUGUGGUAUCGGCCCCCGGAGCUACUUCUCGGGGAACGAGACUAUGGACCUCCCAUUGAUCUCUGGGGAGCAGGCUGCAUUAUGGCAGAGAUGUGGACCCGAAGCCCCAUCAUGCAAGGGAACACAGAGCAGCACCAGCUCACACUCAUCAGCCAGCUCUGUGGUUCCAUCACCUCAGAGAUCUGGCCAAGUGUGGAUAAAUAUGAGCUCUACCAGAAGCUGGAACUGCCAAAAGGGCAAAAGCGCAAGGUGAAGGAGCGACUGAAGGCCUAUGUCAAAGACGCAUAUGCUUUGGAUCUCAUAGACAAGCUACUGGUCCUGGAUCCUGCCCAAAGGAUAGAUAGUGAUGAUGCUCUGAAUCAUGACUUCUUCUGGUCUGACCCUAUGCCCUCUGACCUAAAAAACAUGCUAUCCAUCCAUAACCAAUCCAUGUUCGAGUACCUGGCUCCUCCCAGGAGGAGGGGUGGACAUAUGCCACAGCAACCUGCUAAUCAGGGCAGGAAUCCAGCGGCAACCAAUCAGACAGAGUUUGACAGAGUGUUCUGAUUGCUGAGGGUCAAGAACAAGAAUGGAGAUCCAAAUGUUUUAAAGUACUCUGACUUUUAAAUUUAUUUUUUUUAUAACUAAACAGAUGUGUUUCAGCUGUUUUCGACUCUUGGAGAAAAAGAGUUGCAGGCCUGUGUCUGAAAGUCACAAGGCUAGAUAAAAACUGUCUGGAAACAUGUGUAAAAGACACAACAGAGUUCUGCCUAACUCUGGACAAUCAUAGUCUGUGAAUUACAGCUUUUCUGUGCUUGUUGCUUUCCGAAACUAUCUUUUUUUUAUGGAGCUAAAGUCUCUUUCUUAAUUCCGUUAUGUAGGACUCCUUGGUAAGUGGAUAUCUGUUGCGCAUUCAGCCCUUUGCUAUCCUAUCAUUUCCUUCAACUGGAAGAAACGGGGGUGGGUGUGCAUUCAAUCACACGUCUCUCUGGUGUUGCAGGGUGUGAUGCAAAGUGGGCAGGGUCUCAUUUCCAAGAAUGGCUGGUGGGGGCUGCCCACUUCCGGCCGGAAGCUUCACCCAAGUGCCGUGCAGUUGGUGGGUAGGUCUGCCGAUAAACAGGCUGUUGAUGGCUGAUGGUUUUUCCAAGGUAACAGAGGUAGUCUUUCUGUGAUGGCAGAAAAGAAUUGAGGGCCCGCCUUUCCACAUUCCUGGAACCAACAUAUGAUGUCCCUCUAAUCUCUUUGCUACCGUUCUGACAUCUGCACUGCUACUGAGCUUUGCUAUGUAUCUCUUGGAGGCUUUAGCAAGAAGAGGGGUCCAGUGACUUUUUCUUUCCCUCUGGGUAUGUGUGGGAGAAUUAUCUCUAUUAAACUUCAUGUUUUUUUAAUAACAUUAUGACAAAUGCUCUAAACUGCAAUUAAAGGUAUUUGCUUCAAUA
This is a messenger RNA of Rhineura floridana, 2165 nucleotides long. It is a transcript of the gene CDK9, whose product is annotated as cyclin dependent kinase 9. The record is from RefSeq and is a predicted model, not a curated record. Gene Ontology annotation, molecular function: cyclin-dependent protein serine/threonine kinase activity; ATP binding. The transcript is spliced from 7 exons. Gene Ontology annotation, biological process: protein phosphorylation. Bases 76 to 1293 code for a protein of 405 amino acids. Lineage: Eukaryota; Metazoa; Chordata; Lepidosauria; Squamata; Rhineuridae. Gene Ontology annotation, cellular component: nucleus.